This is a messenger RNA of Kogia breviceps (pygmy sperm whale), 1181 nucleotides long. NCBI's taxonomy places the organism in Eukaryota, Metazoa, Chordata, Mammalia, Artiodactyla, Physeteridae. The record is from RefSeq and is a predicted model, not a curated record.
UCGGGGUCGGGCGCGCGCGGGUCCGGCGCACUGUAGUCGGAGCGCGCAGCCCGCCCGGGCAAGUUCUGCUGCAGGCGGAGUAUUGAACACUAAGUAAUGGCUAUGCAGACAGAUACAGCUUGAAGCAAAUGCAGAUACUCCAGUGGAAGAAGCGAGCUUUGGCCCACAACCUAUUUCUCGAUUAGAGCAAUGUGGCAUACAUGCCAAUGAUGUGAAGAAAUGGGAAGAAGCUGGAUUCCAUACUGUGGAGGCUGUUGCCUAUGCAUCAAAGAAGGAGCUAAUAAAUAUUAAGGGGAUUAGUGAAGCCAAAGCUGAUAAAAUUCUGACCGAGGCAGCUAAAUUAGUUCCAAUGGGUUUCACCACGGCAACUGAGUUCCACCAAAGGCGGUCUGAGAUCAUACAGAUUACUACCGGCUCCAAAGAGCUUGACAAACUACUUCAAGGAGGAAUUGAGACUGGAUCCAUCACAGAGAUGUUUGGAGAAUUCCGAACUGGGAAGACCCAGAUCUGUCAUACGUUGGCUGUAACAUGCCAGCUUCCCACUGACCGAGGUGGAGGUGAAGGAAAGGCCAUGUGCAUUGACACCGAGGGUACCUUUAGGCCAGAACGGCUGCUAGCAGUGGCUGAGAGAUAUGGCCUCUCUGGCAGUGAUGUCCUGGAUAAUGUAGCAUAUGCUUGAGGGUUCAACACAGACCACCAGACCCAGCUCCUUUAUCAAGCAUCAGCCAUGAUGGUAGAAUCCAGGUAUGCACUAAUUGUAGACAGUGCCACCGCCCUCUACAGAACAGACUAUUCGGGUCGAGGUGAGCUUUCAGCCAGGCAGAUGAACUUGGCCAGGUUUCUGCGGAUGCUUCUGCGACUUGCUGAUGAGUUUGGAGUAGCAGUGGUCAUCACCAACCAGGUGGUAGCCCAAGUGGAUGGAGCAGCCAUGUUUGCUGCAGAUCCUAAAAAACCUAUUGGAGGAAAUAUCAUUGCUCAUGCCUCAACAACAAGACUGUACCUGAGAAAAGGAAGAGGGGAAAUCAGAAUCUUCAAAAUCUAUGACUCUCCUUGUCUUCUUGAAGCUGAAGCUAUGUUUGCCAUCAGUGCAGAUGGAGUAGGAGAUGCCAAGGACUGAAUCAUUGGUUUUUUUUCCUGUGAUAAACCUUAAGUGCUGCAGCCUAAUGGAGAGGACUGCUCCC